Messenger RNA from Drosophila biarmipes, 1779 nucleotides. RefSeq lists its product as uncharacterized. The coding region runs from base 272 to 1549 and encodes 425 amino acids. The transcript is spliced from 7 exons. Lineage: Eukaryota; Metazoa; Arthropoda; Insecta; Diptera; Drosophilidae. The record is from RefSeq and is a predicted model, not a curated record. Gene Ontology annotation, biological process: cytokine production; positive regulation of transcription by RNA polymerase II.
UAUUUGAAAACUAAAGCCGCCUCACACGAAUUUAAAGAAUUUUCAAUACAGUUUUGUAGAUUUCCUAAAAGAUUCAAGUACUAACACCACUGAUUUCAAGCCACAUUUGUGUGCGAUAACUAAACCCUCCCAACCACAAUCGAUAUCGCCUAUCGAUUGUCCUUGCUCCAGAUGAUUUAAGUUGGCGUCUUUUUGGUUUUGUUUGGUCCGGAUUUGGCGCGUCUAUUUAUAAGAACCUAGGAUAACCAUAUAGUGUUUUUGAGUACCCAAGAUGUCCGACGACGAUUGCGAUAUAUUUAGUGCUGCUCGCAAGCGGGUUCCAGUUAUAGCUUUGCCCAAGGAAUCUUACAAUCCCGCCAACGAUUCCUUUUCCAAGGAUGUGGACUACGACUUUAUAGAGGAUAGUCCCAAGAAAAGUGGUAAAAAUGGCAAACGAAAGCCCCCAGCAGCGCCUCGGGUAAAGCCGCAGCAAACUGAGGAGGGUCCUUCGCCACCCAAACAGAAUAAACUGAAACCUAUUGGUGCGCAAAAAGAUGAAGGGGAUAAGACAACGGAUCGCUCCUUGUCCCCGGUCUCCCAGUUGAUCCUGGAGAUGGAGCAGAAAAACGCCGAAGAAAAAGAGACUGCUCCUGUGGCCAGACGGACUCGCUCCUCACUAUCCAAAUUGGAUACUCCGUCUUCCGUUGUAGAAGUAGCCAAGACGACCGGGGAAGUGGCCGCCCAGGCAAAACCCAAAAGGAGGGGUAGGAAAAAGGCGGAGUCAGCCGCGCCGAUUAACGCGGAGACGGCGAAUGUGGCUGCAUCUGUGGUCUCCUCACUAGAAAGCAUUGUGGCCAGCUUCAACCAGCACAACAGCAGACGACAAGCGGUGGCCGAAAUGGCUGCCCGUUCCAAAGUGGUGGACAGUAUUGAUCUGGUAUCAGCAGUAGCUCCUCGGGUGGAGGGCUUUGUUAAUCUUGACUCUGAGGACGAAGGUGAAGCACCAGCUCCAGCAGAGGAUAGAAACAUCUUUGAUAAUGAUAAUCCCACCAUAGAAGUAGCUCUGUCUUGGCUCGGCGAGAUCCAGAUUUACAAACUGCGGCAGCACCAGAAGUUCAAGCAUUUGUUCAAGGAAGUAGCUGAACGGAAUGCAGUAGAUGAGAAUGAUAUUUCAGUCGAUAUGUACUACAAUUUCAUAGGACCCGAUGAUACGCCUCAUAGCAUUGGUCUCAAGUCCUUUCACACACUUAGUGGCCAUGCAACUAAGUCAAAUAAUAAUAACAAUAAGAAGCCUACUGCCAAAGAAGACAACAAUCCACAAGCUCUGAGCAGGAAACCCAAAAAGUUUCAGGUAAAAGUCCAAGCUGAUAAGUGGAAACAACCCAUGGUGAUGCCCAUGAAGAAAAAAUACACUUUCAAAAUGUUAUACAUCAAGUGUGCUGAGGAGCUGAACUGUGAUGCCCGCCACAUUAAGUUAUUCUUUGAUGGCGAACUGUUGGAUCCGGAGGAUACGCCCAAAAACCAGGACAUGGAGGGCAAUGAACUGAUUGAUCUGCAAAUGAAGCCGUAAAAAUCAUUCGAAAUUAUUAAUAGUUUUAUUGUUCAUUAUUUGCUCAUUGCUGUGCAAGAGUUGAAUUUAAAUAAUUUUAAAAUCAGAAUGUUCUUUGUAUGAAUGCAAUAAGUGUGGUUACGCCCACUUUUUAUAUUUCGUAAGGCAAUUGUUGUAAUUAUUGGCUAGAAAAAAGGAUGUAUACGUAUUCAAGUUAAUAUUUUAAGUAAAAUACUCCAAAUUCCGUUGAA